Molecule: messenger RNA, 1902 nt
Organism: Cooperia oncophora
Lineage: Eukaryota; Metazoa; Nematoda; Chromadorea; Rhabditida; Trichostrongylidae
Source: the annotation of a GenBank genome assembly
AUGCUGAUGAGUGCGCGAUACGUCUUUGAUACAUUAAAGAAGCACCAAGUACUUGAAGAUCUUGCCGUGUUGAACACCAAUUAUCAACUUGUGGUUUGCGGACAUUCUCUUGGUGCCGGCGUUGCGUCGCUACUAACUUUAUUAUUAAAACAAGAAUAUCCGGAUGUUCGAUGUUUUGCGUUCGCUCCACCUGGUUGUGUAAUAAGCGAAAAUGGGCUACAUGAAAUGGAACAACAUGUGAUGAGCAUUGUUAGUGGUGAUGACGUUGUGUCACGGAUAUCGUUUCACGCGAUGCAACGGUUACGCAUCAAAGUGGCCGCUGAACUGGAUGCCUGUACAAAAGCGAAGUAUGAAAUUUUGAUCCGUGGAUUCUUCCGUAUCUUCUUCAGACCAUCAUGGGAAAGUGGGCCGCUGUCAGGGAACAAUGGUGCAGUAACGGAUCGUGCGAAUCUCAUCGCUGACGGUGCAAAUUCAAAUGGUUCAUAUGGUGCGGCUGGAAUUGAGGCACCAAAUACAGCCAUAAUGGUAACGAUGGUAACUAAUGAACGUCUGGCUUCAAGAGUGGAGCUGUUCGCGCCAGGAAAGUUGUUGUACAUUGCCGAGGCAUUGACGAGUUGGAGAAUGGAGUAUCGAGUCAAUGGAUUGAUCCUAAGUGAGUUAUUGUUCAGCCUGUUGGCCCUUGUUUACAGUAAGCCAGCUCCAGAACACAUUCCUCCCGGUCUACGAUGCCUGACAGACGUGAAAUUGACGGCGUCAGCCUUGACUGACCAUCUACCGAAGAGCAUCGAACGAAUGCUUAAAAAGAUGAAUGACUUGGAACUAAGCCGGGCCAAUCCUGGAGAUUUGGUCUUCUUGGCCAAAGAGUCGACCGCAUGUCUGUUUGAACAAGCGGUAAGCGACGUCGCUUCGUCGCCAUACUAUCAUGUAGGGAUAAUCGGACGGGACCGACGAGUCGUGCACGCGACGCCGCGCGGCGUUGACUGCCAGACGGUGGACGAGUUCGUGGCCGAAUUUCGACCGCAUCGCAUGGAAAUCGUGCACGUUGACGCGACUGAGAAAACCAAGCACAAAGCGGCUGCAUUCGCUGAGUCAAAAGUUGGCAUGCCCUACAAUGACAUAUUCAGUCCGGAUAUGAUAAACUCUGAUGGAAAGGAGUCGUAUUACUGUAGUCAGCUCAUCACAGAAGCCUACAAUGGGCUCAUAGAGUUCCCUGAGCACAAGUUGAAUUUUAAAGAUGAAAAUGGUGAUUUCAUAGAGUAUUGGCAGAAGUACUAUGAAGAAAGAGGACUUGAAAUUCCUCAAGAUAAACGAGGUUCUCAUCCGGCAUCACUUCGUAGGUCAACGCUACUGCAGAUGAGGCUGUCCAGGCAUCUUCAGAAGCAGAUGUUGAACUGUAAGGACAUUACCAGCGCACUGCACUAUAUUGGUGGAGCUGCAGUGAACUUGACUACUGGAAAGAAGUUCGACGUCAUCGAACCAAGAAGUGGAUCCACGCUAAGUGAAUGUCAUGCGGCGACACCGGAUGAAGUUGCCCGAGCUGUCGAUACAGCACAGAAAGCCUUCCCAAUUUGGUCCAAAAUGGGAUGGCUUGAAAGAGGUUUAGUACUGAGGAAGGUCGCAAAGCUAUUAUGGAAGAACUGUGAAGAAAUUGCAAGGUGGGAAUGCAUUGGCAGCGGAAAACCGAUUACUGAAGCACGGCUGGACGUACUUAGUUGUGUAGAUACGUUUAACUACUAUGGAGGAAUCGGUCAAUCAUUAGCAGGCCAGCAUAUUCCUUUGGGUCAGGAUCGGUUUGCUUAUACGAAAAGGGAACCGUUAGGUGUUGUAGGAUGCAUAGGUACGUGGAAUUACCCGAUCCAGACAUGCUCAUGGAAAGUGGCACCAGCACUUGGCAUGUGGUAA